GUGGAGGAGGAAAGCGGAAGGGGAGGAGCAAAAAAUGGAAGGAGAUCCUUCGGUUCCCCCAUAUAAGCCAGUGCACUGAGCUGGGAAACAGCAUUGAGAGGGACUAUGUCAGCAUCUGUGAGAAACAGCCUAUCGGAUGGCUUCUCUUCCGUCUUUACUGUGAGACCAGACUUAAACUGCAACGAUGCAUCCAGCUACUGGACGCGAUGGAAGACUAUGAGGUGACGCCUGAUGAAAAAAGAAAAAGUCACGGAGACAGGAUCAUCAAGACGUUUCUCUCCAAACAAUCACCUCAGCCUGUAGACAUAGCAGAGGUUUUUGCAGACCAGUGCAGAGAGAACCUCGAGCUCAGUCCAUGUAAGGAGAUCUUCAGCAACUGCCGCAAGGCCGUCCAUGACUACCUGAGAGGAGCUCCGUUCGCUGACUUCCAGAACAGCAUGUACUUUGACCGAUUCCUGCAGUGGAAGAUGCUGGAGAGGCAACCGAUCACGAAAGACACGUUCAGACAGUACCGAGUGCUGGGGAAGGGGGGAUUCGGAGAGGUGUGUGCCUGCCAGGUCAGAGCUACAGGGAAGAUGUACGCCUGCAAGAAGCUGGAGAAGAAGAGGAUAAAGAAGAGGAAAGGAGAGUCCAUGGCUCUUAACGAGAAGCAGAUUUUAGAGAAAGUCAACAGUAGAUUUGUUGUGAGCUUAGCGUAUGCAUACGAGACCAAAGACGCUCUGUGUCUGGUGCUGACCAUCAUGAACGGUGGAGACCUGAAGUUUCACAUCUACAACAUGGGCACGCCGGGCUUCGAGAAAGACAGGGUCCAGUUUUACGCUGCUCAGAUCUCCUGUGGACUCGAACAUUUGCACAGAGAAUCCAUCGUCUACAGGGAUUUGAAACCGGAGAAUAUCCUAUUAGAUGACAAUGGACACAUCCGUAUUUCUGACCUGGGGUUGGCCAUCAAAGUGCCUGAAGGUGAACCCAUCAGAGGCAGGGUGGGGACUGUGGGCUACAUGGCUCCGGAGGUGAUAAACAAUGAAAAAUACGGCAUGAGUCCCGACUGGUGGGGGCUGGGCUGCCUCGUUUACGAGAUGACCGCCGGUCGAUCGCCCUUCCGUGCCCGCAAAGAGCGAGUGAAGCGGGAAGAGGUGGAGAGGAGGGUGCAGGAGGAAGAGGAGGAGUACAACGACAAGUUUACAGAGGACACCAAGGCCAUCUGUAGAAUGCUGCUGACCAAAGACCCUAAGCAGAGGCUGGGGUGCCUGGCGGACGGAGCAGCGGGCGUCAAGGCCCACUCGUUCUUUAAAAACAUCAACUUCAAGAGGCUGGAGGCUGGAAUAGUGGAGCCUCCCUUUGUGCCUGAUCCCCGGGCAGUGUACUGUAAGGACGUGUUGGACAUAGAGCAGUUCUCCACAGUCAAGGGAGUAAAUUUGGACCAAACUGACAAUGACUUCUACUCCAAAUUUGCUACAGGCUGUGUUUCCAUCCCAUGGCAGAAUGAGAUGAUUGAAACAGAGUGUUUCAGAGAUUUGAAUGUGUUUGGGCCUCAAGGGACGAGACCCCCAGAUCUGGACUGGAAUCAGCCACCAGAGCCGCCCAGACGCAGCCUGCUGGACAGGAUCUUCAGGAGACAUCACCCAGAGGUCUCUAUCUCCCACAGCCGUGUGCAGUCUUCCAGUGUAAACUCUGUGGACUCCAUGUCCAACUCUGCCCCCUAGUGGCACAGUGGCAGUGUGGGAGCCACACACACACAAAGGGAAGGAGCUCCGAGGGGCUUCCCCGCUGCUGAUUGGUCCACUGCCGGGGCCUGAGCAGCAGCCGGAGACAGCCUGUCUAAAAGCCUAAAUGGUCAGCCCAUAAGGGGGGGGUGGGGGGGGUUGACCAGGCCCUGAGACCCCGGGCAUUUGUAGUGGGAUGGUCAGAGACGUUUGGAAAUAUUCGGACAAACCUUACUUACCCUCAGGAUUGUUGGACUGUAGAACAGAGCCACUGACGCUGAUGAAAACCGAGAAGGAUAGAAAACAAGCUAAUAUUCAGGGGAUCCACUGUAUAAUAAAGACCACCACAGGGAAUAGAAGAUGGGGUCUUGGUGAAUUUUUCCAGAAAAGGAAUUUCUUUUUCACAAAUUUUUCAGUCCUUUACUUUCUGGCCUGUAUCUUGUACCCGUUUCUCUCCACCUAUCCAUCUGUCACCACACCUGUACAACUCAACAAUAACUUAUUCUUUCUCUGUAUUUCCACUUCCCAUACCUCAGAUCACUCCUAGACAUUCAGAACACAUCACCUCAACACAUAAUGUACAUUGCCUUUGUGUACACUCAGGCCAAAGAUUACAGUUUAGUUUUGUGAUACCGUUGUCAUGUUGAUUUUAUUGAAGGUUUUCAGCCGUCGUUUAGAACCAGAGGAGGAUCAGAGUGCGUGAUCCGUUUUAUACACUUUCUCUAAAUAUGAGCCUGCAUACAUAUCAUAUUGCUUAAAGCACACAUACAGUACAUACAUACAUACAUACAUACAGGAUAGACAUACACAGACUGAAUCGUGAGAAUCGUGUUGUGUUUUCAUUGCAUGGACAAGUGUAAGUAUGGACAGCUGUAUCCCUUUCGCUUCUGCAUACCUCAUUCCAUAGUAUAGCGUACAACACAGAGACGUCUCCCUCGGUUUACAGUGUCACUUUAUAUUUGACAUUAUGUGGAGUUUUGAAAAACAAAUUAAUAUGAUGUACAGAAACAGAAAUCUCUCCCUUAGUUAAUAUUUUUUUUUUUUUUUUUGCUCAAUUUUCUGCACAGUCCCCCGAUGGAGAGGAGAGGAACACAUGCACUCAGCCUGACUUACAAGUUGCACAAUUUCAAAUAAUGUCAUGCUGUUUCUUCACCAAAUGAAAAUGUUUUUACCUCUGAUCAUGAAGGCACAUUAUUGUAUUGAUACUGUCACGCUCCGCUUGUUUUCUACAUCCAAAACUAAAGUGUUCUUGUUCUCCUUAUGCCUUUUCCAUUUAAAAAAAAAAAAUCUUGCUGCAUAGCUGUUUGUUGUUACAUGUACAGGUUUUUUAUAUUUUGCCCCUUUACACUUAUGCUCUUCAAAAUGCCUCACAAAUCUAAAGGGUCUUCCUCCUGUUUUGUGUCCGACCAUGACCGAAGACACAGGGUAUCAAUAGCUACGUGAAAGGUUUUACCUUAUCUGAAUUUUUAUUUAAUCGCUCCAGUUCAUUCAUGUCAGAGCGGAGGAGGAGAGGAAGACGCCAGAGGAUCCUGCAAACACCACACAAAGAAGUGGCCUUCUCGCAGCAGCACAGACAAUUAAAAGGGAGGGGGAGCUCAAUCUCUUCUGCUUGUUUUUAAGAAUGUGGUAUUUGCCUAUUUGAGGUAGUGAAAGCUGGUCCAUGCAGUAAUUUUAAUUGUCCUUACCAAUCUGACACAAGCCUGUUUUUUUUUUCUUCUUUUCUCUACGUACUUGAUAUGAAAAGAAAAAAAAUCUGAAUCAGACUGAAGUGCCUCCUUGUUAGCAUGAUCUCCCAGACAAUGCCCACACAGACAUCAGCACUUUGUGUAUUCUCUGACUGUCGUGCUCUGUUUGUUUUCUGGGGAACGCGUCAACACACAAAUACACACAGACUCGCAGUUUGUUGGAAGGGAAGGGAAGGAAAAAGUUGAGGAUGGAGAGGAGAAAGUCAGUGAGGGAAUUCUCCUUCUUAAUGUGAUGUACAGCAGAGUGCUGAGUGCAUGUGAAAGCCAAACCCACUGUGUCCUUCAAGUCCCAAUAAACUCUGUGCUAUAG
Messenger RNA from Morone saxatilis (striped sea-bass), 3758 nucleotides. It is a transcript of the gene grk5l, whose product is annotated as G protein-coupled receptor kinase 5 like. Gene Ontology annotation, molecular function: ATP binding; G protein-coupled receptor kinase activity. Gene Ontology annotation, cellular component: cytoplasm. Gene Ontology annotation, biological process: protein phosphorylation; regulation of signal transduction; signal transduction. The record is from RefSeq and is a predicted model, not a curated record. NCBI's taxonomy places the organism in Eukaryota, Metazoa, Chordata, Actinopteri, Moronidae.